GAGGACUUGGAGCAUGACGAGCACUGCGCCGUCUGUAAGGAGGACGGCGAGCUGCAGCCCUGCCACAACUGCCCCAGAGCCUUCCACCCCAACUGCCUCCACCCGCCGCUCAAAACGCCCCCCAGAGGACCCUGGUACUGCCCCAAGUGCCAGAAGAAGGUCCUGAACAAAGAAAACAUGGCGUGGCCACAGAACUUUGUUCAGUCCUACGUUACACACAAGACGGUGAGGCAGGAGGAGAAGCGACGGCUGCUGAGACGAAACAACGAGCUGAAGAAAGAGUGCGCUCACCUGGAAGAACAAGACAAGAAGCUCAACGACAUGCUCAAACAGUGUAUGGACCUGAGAGAGCGACUGUUGGGGCAGCAGAGAGACACUCAGGCCUCGCUCGAACGCCUCAAAGCUCUCAUCAGGUUGAUCCAACGCGACCAGCUCAUCCAGGUCACCAUGACGACCACGGCCACCAUCGCUGCUGCCUCGCUGCUCUCCCAGUCCUGGAUCAAACCCACCAGCACCGCCGCCAUUGCAGCCGCCGCUCCGGGCCCCUCGGCCACGCCCCUGCAGCAGAAGAGCCACGCCCACAGCCAGGACGACACCAACAACUAGCCCCGCCCCCCACCAGGUGCUCCGACUUUUUACCGUCGCCGAGUGCGGUGAUGAUUUCUUUUUUGUCUGAAUAUUAUCUAACCAUCUUUUCUCCGAGAGCUGAAAAAAGCCACAAAAAACUGAGAAAAAAGAGCCUCUAUCCUCCACUCGAUUCAAGUAUUUUUUAAAACCCAACACCUACAGUGCUUACGAGAUUUCUUUUUUUAAGUUAUUUUCUAUUUAUUAAUGUUCUUGGCCUUAAUGUAUUUAUUACAAAAAGUUAGAUUACAGUGCCGCCGCGGGAACACGACGGGAGUUUCUGCGCGCGGUCCAAAAGAUAUUUCCCUUUUUUAAACA
Molecule: messenger RNA, 942 nt
Organism: Plectropomus leopardus (leopard coralgrouper)
Lineage: Eukaryota; Metazoa; Chordata; Actinopteri; Perciformes; Serranidae
Source: RefSeq, a predicted model, not a curated record